This is a messenger RNA of Durio zibethinus, 1278 nucleotides long. RefSeq names its product cytochrome b-c1 complex subunit Rieske-4, mitochondrial-like. Gene Ontology annotation, molecular function: quinol-cytochrome-c reductase activity; 2 iron, 2 sulfur cluster binding. Gene Ontology annotation, cellular component: membrane. The record is from RefSeq and is a predicted model, not a curated record. Lineage: Eukaryota; Viridiplantae; Streptophyta; Magnoliopsida; Malvales; Malvaceae.
CUACCGUUCAUGGCACGAGUUUAAGCCUUAUUUGUUUAAUUUUACAACAAUUAUCAAAAACAUAUCUCCUUUUUUCCUCUCGAGUUCCCGAUAUUUGUUGGUGAUUGAUUUCCUAAAUUCGAAGAAUUUUGAAGGAAAAAAUAAUAUAAAAACAAAGAAAGCUCCCUCUUUGUGAAUCGAAUCGAUGAUGCUGAGAGUGGCGACGAGGAGGCUCUCUUCUCUCACUUCAUGUCCGUUUGCGUGGAGGCCCCACCAGGCUUCUUCCGCAAUCCUCUCGCACCCUUUAAUCAACUGCGCCGAUUCUUCCGAUGAUCUCAGAUCCAGCUCCGCUUUCUCUUUCGCUUCUCACUUCCUUCUUCCCACCAGAGGUUUUGCUUCUGAGUCACUCACCCCAAAAAGUGAAAAAAGUGUGAUUCCUGAUGCUCCAUCAACAGUGAAAGCUAUUAAGAACCCCACUUCUAAAAUAGUCUAUGAUGAAUACAACCACGAACGUUUUCCUCCAGGUGACCCCAGCAAGCGGGCAUUUGCUUAUUUUGUCCUGACUGGUGGUAGGUUCGUAUAUGCAUCUCUUAUCCGUCUACUUAUCCUAAAGUUUGUGCUGAGCAUGUCAGCCAGUAAGGAUGUUCUUGCAAUGGCUUCUCUUGAGGUUGAUCUCUCCAGCAUUGAACCUGGCAGCACUGUAACUGUUAAGUGGCGUGGAAAGCCAGUCUUUAUCAGGCGCAGAACAGAGGAGGAUAUCAAGCUGGCAAACAGUGUUGAUUUAGGAUCUCUUCGUGAUCCACAAGAGGAUGCUGUCAGGGUUAAGAAUCCAGAGUGGCUAAUUGUUGUUGGGGUCUGCACACAUCUGGGUUGCAUUCCCCUACCAAAUGCCGGUGAUUUUGGUGGAUGGUUCUGCCCUUGCCAUGGUUCUCAUUACGAUGUCUCUGGCAGGAUACGCAAGGGGCCAGCACCGUACAACCUGGAGGUACCCACUUACACCUUCUUGGAUGAGAACAAGUUGCUGAUCGGUUGAGAAUAGCAGUGUAAUCAAACAUAGGUCGCAUGGAAUCUGCUAAGUUUUAAAUUUUAUCAGAUAAUGCUAAAGACUUGUUUCAGAUCUUUGCUUUUGCUGCCCUUGAUUUUCAGGGCACUGUUGGGGGGUUUUUUUUUAUGGCUGCUGCCAGUUGGUUUUGUUCUUAAUUUUGAAUAAGUUCCCUGGAUUUUGCUGAGCGUUGGUGCUCUUUAGACCGACUGUUCCAGGAUGCUGUUAUUUAAUUUUUUGGAUUACAUAUUGUACCA